Syngnathus acus (greater pipefish) is the source of this 1318-nucleotide messenger RNA. RefSeq names its product G-protein coupled receptor 35 b (gene gpr35b). The coding region runs from base 281 to 1168 and encodes 295 amino acids. The transcript is spliced from 2 exons. Gene Ontology annotation, biological process: phospholipase C-activating G protein-coupled receptor signaling pathway; positive regulation of Rho protein signal transduction. Gene Ontology annotation, molecular function: G protein-coupled receptor activity. The record is from RefSeq and is a predicted model, not a curated record. NCBI's taxonomy places the organism in Eukaryota, Metazoa, Chordata, Actinopteri, Syngnathiformes, Syngnathidae. Gene Ontology annotation, cellular component: membrane.
UAAUGUCCUUGAAUGGCAAUGCACUCCUUGUAUUGACAUAAAUAUCAGAUUGGCGAGAUGCCUGGCCUUAAAAUGCCCUUAUGUUGACUACUAACAAAGAAUGUCUCAACACAUGACAGAUGUUCAAAGAUAGCACAGUGUGUCGUUGCGGUCUGCACUUAGUGGCCAAUGCAUGCCAUCUUCCUUUUCGACAUUCAGAGAAGAAUAGGGAAAUUAAGUCAGUGUGGCAGAUCUUCACACGACACAUCUUUGAGGUGUAGACUGGUGCGACUGCAUUAAAAUGAAUUCAGCUAAUUUGACAAGCAUGUGCAACGUGGCCAAUGCUAGCUGUAAAGUGCACAGCUUUCUUGGCUUUUCUUACAGUCUGGUGUUUGUCGUGGGCUUUUUUGUCAAUACUGUGGCCUUGCAUGCUUUUAUCAUGCGACGACACGCCUGGACAGACACCCACAUCUACAUGUUCAACUUGGUCAUCGCCGACUCGGCCUUGAUCAUCUGCAUUCCCUUUCGGAUCUAUCAUUCCUUCUUCUGCCUGGACAAGACUCUGCUGUGCACCUUUCUCAUUUUCAUCCAUUUCAUCAACAUGUACUCGAGUAUCCUGACCACGACGGCCAUCAGUGCCCACCGCUACUUUGCUGUCAGGUUCCCUUUGCGAGUGAGGUCAUGGAGAAGGAAGAAGGAGACGGCCUUUGCCGUGUGCUUGCUCAUUUGGAUAGCUCUGCUGGCGAUCGCCGCUGUAUUCCGAGAGGACAAUUAUCCUCGCAAACUGUGGACGUGCUUUGAAAGGUGCAAAGAUCAACCUUUACAUUUUGAAUUUGUCGCCAUUCUCCUGUGUCUGGGCUUCCUCGUUCCUCUUUUGAUCGUAGCGUUUUGCUCAAGUCAGAUGAUCAGUAUUAUGUUAAAGGCAGGUGGCGAGUCAUCGCCGUUGCAAAGAAGCAUCGUUGGCAUAGUAACAGCAAACCUGGUGGUGUUCAUCGUCUGCUACACGCCGCUCCAUGUUAGCAUUUUUACGAACUUUUUCUAUCGUCCACCUGCAAACUGGACAUCGGUUUACCUCCCUGCAUAUGCAUAUUUACGUGUUGCUGAGUGGAUUUCCUCCACAAACUGCUGCCUAGAUUCAGUUAGCUAUUAUUUCUUAUUGAAAACGUCGUACCCAUCUGUCAGUGUGUGAAGGAGAGUUGACAUUGCACAAAAACUGCAUAUAAUGUAAAGUAUGGUCAAAAAUCAAUGUGCCUUUAAAAUGCUUAAAACAUUUAUAUUUUGCAUGAGGGAAUUCUUGUCAUUUUACUUCUAAAUCCAACCAGAUUAAACGUUUUAUUUU